This is a messenger RNA of Capra hircus (goat), 2817 nucleotides long. RefSeq names its product zinc finger and SCAN domain containing 16 (gene ZSCAN16). The record is from RefSeq and is a predicted model, not a curated record. The transcript is spliced from 4 exons. The coding region runs from base 1631 to 2677 and encodes 348 amino acids. Lineage: Eukaryota; Metazoa; Chordata; Mammalia; Artiodactyla; Bovidae. Gene Ontology annotation, molecular function: DNA-binding transcription factor activity, RNA polymerase II-specific; RNA polymerase II cis-regulatory region sequence-specific DNA binding. Gene Ontology annotation, biological process: regulation of transcription by RNA polymerase II.
UUCCAUUUAUCUUUCUCUUCUUGACUUUUCAGUUAUGUCUUUAGGGGUUUUAUGCCAUACUUAGAAAGGCCUUCCCCACUCCAAGGUAGCAAUAGUUUCACACUUAAAAGUUCAUCUUUAACACAGCAGGCAGAGAAAUCUGUAAUGCCUAAGUCUGAUCAUGCUACUCUUCUGCUCAGAAAUUCUGAAUGGCUUCUCCUUUUGGAGUACAAAGUAAUAUCCCUACACUCACUGACAAUCACAUUUCUCUCUCUGUACUCCCAACACCCUUUUGUUCCUUCAGCUCCAGACACAGAAAUCUCCUUCCUGUUCUUAGAUUAUUUCAAACACAGUUCACUCUCGGCCUUUGCGUUUUCUAACCCUCUCCCAGAAACACCUUUGCCCCUGAUGGCUCAUUUGCUCAUCUUCCUGAGUCUUUGUUCAGAAGUCCUUGGUGAUCACCCUAUUAGAAUUGCAUUACUACUUCAUUCUCAUCCCAAACUCCAUAUUUUCUUUAUUUUCUCCAAAGUACUAACAUCUACCCCCAACAAUAUAUUUUUCUUGUUUAUUGCCUGCCUCACGCCCCAUCCUUUCUGCCACCCACCCCCCACCCCGAAUUAUAAAUUCCAUGAAGGCAAAGGCAUUGUUCUGCUUUAAACUACAGUUCCAGCUUGCAGAACAUUGCCUGGCAUGGUAGGUGAAUAAGCAAUAUUGUGAAAGAAAGAGAAGGAGGAAAAAAAACACCUAAGCUUUCUUAUGUAUCAUAUUGGUAAAGACCAAAAUAUUUUGUAACAUUAUGUUGACAAGUAUAGGUUAACAUCACAAGUGGGUUCCAAGAUUAGUAAUUUGGCGGUAACAAAAAUACAAAUGCUCCAACUCUGCACUCUAGUAAAUCCUUAGCUCUAGAAAUAUAUACUAUGGAUAUACCCUUAUACACAAGAAGUUAUGUGCAGGGUAAUUUAUUGAAAAAGAAAACCUACAUAACCACCAACAGGGUCAUUAUUAAUAAAUUAUGGUAUAGUUGAACCCUAUGUGAUUAUUUUUCUUUAAAAGAAAAAAGAGCAAAAUGAAAUGUCUUUUAUGUACAAAUUCCGGAAUCAAUUAGUAGAAGGAAAAAAAAAAAGUUGCAGAACUGCUACCAUGUGUGUGUGUGUGCGUGUGUAAUUUACAAUGUAUUAGUUUUCGGUGUAUAGCAGUGAUUCAGUUAUUACAUAUAUAUAUAUAUUCUUUUUCAGAUUCGUUUCCACUGUUAUAAUUCUUUAUAAAUAUUGAACCCUGUGAAUGCAUUACAUAUUCAUAUUGUUUAAUAAUUGAGUCAAAAACUUUGAGAGAGAACUUUAAAAAAAAAAAGGCAAAGAAAACUUCAGCGAGCGCUUAAGUCCCAUAAGUCAAAUGUUCACAAGUGGGAUCCUCCACAAGCUAGAACUGACUCCUCCACCGAGGCGAGGCUUCCUAGAGCGGCCCGGAAGUGCCUGGCUGAUAGUAGCGGAGCGUCGAUUGGUCAGUCAGUCUUUGUUCGGGCCGCCCCAAAGGACGCUAGCUGUCACACUUGUUCCUCCAGGCGUGAGGUUUUUCUCUGAGACAAGAUUCUGAGAGAUUCCCCUUGACUCAGUCCCAGAUAGAGGAAUAAUCUCCUGAAAAACAGCCCAGAAUGACCACAUUUCUGGAACAUGAAGAACAAAAAGGACUUCUAAUAGUUAAAGCAGAAGACCAUUACAGGGGACAGGACUCUAUCUCACAAAAGUCCAGUCCUCACAGAAGGGAACUCUUCAGGCAGCACUUCAGGAAGCUCUGCUAUCAGGAUGCACCUGGACCCCGUGAAGCUCUUACCCAACUCUGGGACCUUUGCCGCCAGUGGCUGAGGCCAGAAUGCCACACAAAAGAGCAGAUUUUAGACCUGCUGGUGCUUGAACAAUUUCUGAGCAUUCUUCCCAGGGACCUGCAAGCAUGGGUGCAGGCACACCAUCCAGAGACUGGAGAGGAGGCGGUGACUGUGCUGGAGGAUCUGGAGAGAAGGCUUGAUGAACCUCGAAAGCAGGUUCCAGGCAAUUCAGAAAGACAGGAUGCACUUUUGGACAAGUUGGCCCCCUUGAGAAGGCCACAUGAGUCAUUGACUAUCCAGCUUCAUCCCAAGAAGACCUGGCAGGAGCAGAAAUCUGGGGAGGCCCAAAGGAAUGGUGAUGAAACCAAGACUAAAACUGAAGAGUUGUCCCAGAUGGAAGAUAAAUCCAAAGACAUGGAAUUCUUUGGGAAGAUAAAUGACAGACUUUACAAAGAUAUUCUUCAGUAUCCUGAAUCCAAAGAUGCUUUUGAAAGUGAGGGCAUUUUCGAGUGGCAACAGAGGAAAAGAAGAUGCUAUAAAUGUGAUGACUGUGGAAAAAGUUUCAGUCAUAGCUCAGACCUUAGUAAACACAGGAGAACGCACACUGGAGAAAAGCCCUAUAAAUGUGAUGAAUGUGGAAAAUCUUUCAUUCAACGCUCACAUCUCAUUGGACAUCAUAGAGUACACACUGGGGUGAAACCCUAUAAAUGUAAAGAAUGUGGGAAAGAUUUCAGUGGGCGCACAGGUCUCAUUCAGCAUCAGAGAAUCCACACAGGUGAAAAACCCUAUGAAUGUGAUGAGUGUGGGAGGCCCUUCCGUGUAAGUUCAGCCCUUAUUAGACAUCAAAGAAUUCAUACAGUAAAUAAGCUCUAUUAAUAUGGUGUAAGUAACAAAAGUUCUUUAGUCACUCAGGCCAAACUAGUUAUCAGAGAAAUCUACCUUGGAGACCUUGAGUAUCCUAAAUGUAGGCAAAGCUUCAAUCAUCAUUAAAAAUUUCUCUGGCACCAAAGAAUCUA